AUGGAGGUUACCUAUGGUCCCAGGUUCUUCGACUUCAUCGCUCUCUAUGGUGCUGAGACUAUCCUGGGUUUCAACAGGGGCAACAACAACCUCACGGACACCUUUGAGGCAUUUGCGAACGCCAAGACGAGCCCCGGCCUUCUUGAGCACCUUGCGGGCGUCGAGGUUGGCAACGAGCCUGAUGUCUACCUGUUUAUCUGGCAGAAGCCGAUUGCCACGCCACCUUGGGACGCGAAUCAGGAGGGUGCGGACAGCGCCGACUGGGCACAGGACUUUAUCAACAGCUGGAAGGAACCCCUGUCGAUGCUCUACGCGGGUAGCUGUGGUAACGCGACCGUCAAUGUGGCCGUCCGCACGUGGAAUCAGCACUUGUACACCCUGUCACAGGGCACCAACAUUGCCGUCGAAAUGAAAGAUGCCCGCACCGCGGCUGAUCUCGCCACAUUCUCGGUGUAUGUCGCCUCUGCCGCGUCUACUGGCCGCGAGUUCUACCUCGGCGAGACCGGCUUCCACGGCACCGACGUCGAGAGCGACGCCAGCUUUGGCGGCGCGCUACAACUCCCAGACAAAUCGCUACUUGCCACCACGCUCGAUAUCAACAGACUCUACUACCACCAGGGCACCAUCAACCAAGGCUGCCAGUGGCUCGCGGGUUCUCCGCGCCACGGCAGCUCUUCGGACGUCAAGGCCACCACGGCCAAGGAAGGCGUUGCCGCCUAUGCGGGCACGACCAUUGGCGGCCAGGUCUUUGAGUCGCUGGGGAUUGACGAGGCCACCGGCGCCGCGGUCGUAGGCGUAGGUGCCUCCGAGGCUGUCAUCGUGUACCUCUGAGAUCAUUAUCUGAAUUUACACUUUCUUCUUGGUCUUGCGGCAGCGGCUCUUGUGUACCGCCCAGCAAUGGGACGCUCACGGGAGCCAAAAGUUCUUCCCACCCGUCGCCGCCACAGUUUUCUUGCCUUGAGCAUUUGUGUGGAGCAGGCUACUUUAACGUCCCAAGUUGAUGUGGGGUUUUGCCCAAAACUGGAGGAUGCUUCGCAUAUUAACGUAUCUGGUCGAACACGGAGUGAGUUGGGUCGCACGGGUAUAAGAGGAACAAACAACUCGCUUCAUUCCAAAUAUACAUGAUUC
Microdochium trichocladiopsis is the source of this 1128-nucleotide messenger RNA. RefSeq lists its product as uncharacterized. NCBI's taxonomy places the organism in Eukaryota, Fungi, Ascomycota, Sordariomycetes, Xylariales, Microdochiaceae. The coding region runs from base 1 to 831 and encodes 276 amino acids. The transcript is spliced from 6 exons. The record is from RefSeq and is a predicted model, not a curated record.